Molecule: messenger RNA, 663 nt
Organism: Musa acuminata subsp. malaccensis (wild Malaysian banana)
Lineage: Eukaryota; Viridiplantae; Streptophyta; Magnoliopsida; Zingiberales; Musaceae
Source: RefSeq, a predicted model, not a curated record
CACAUCGACAAGAGUCCUCUGUCCAUAGCUGCAGCUAUGAGCUUCGCUGUGACCAGAACAAACCGGUCCUUCAUCGUUCCAUGCGAGGCGACGCCGAGAGGCUCGCUCGGCCUCUCCGUCAUCGACCGGGUGCCCGGCCUCAGGCAUAUGGUGCGGUCGCUCCACGUGUUCAGGCACGGCCGGGAGCCGGCCAGGGUCAUCGGGGAAGCACUGUCGAAGGCGCUGGUGAAGUACUACCCCUUUGCCGGGCGGUUCGUGGAAGAUCCCGACGACGGCGGCGAGGUUCGUGUCGCUUGCACUGGCGAGGGCGCUUGGUUCGUCGAGGCCAAGACGGACUGCAGCUUGGAGGACGUGAAGUACCUCGACCUCCCGCUCAUUAUCCCUGAGGACGCACUCCUGCCCAAGCCCAGCCCGGAACUGAACCCCCUCGACCUCCCUCUCAUGAUGCAGGUGACAGAGUUCGGGGGCGGUGGAUUUGUGGUCGGCCUCAUCUCCGUCCACACCAUCGCCGACGGCCUCGGCGCCGCCCAGUUCAUCAACGCCGUCGCCGAGAUCGCCCGCGGCCUGCCGAAUCCCACCGUGGAGCCUGCAUGGUCCCGGGAGGUCAUACCUAACCCACCUAAGCUGCCUCCCGGUGGCCCGCCCGUGUUCCCUUCCUUCAAG